This is a messenger RNA of Cyclopterus lumpus (lumpfish), 3007 nucleotides long. RefSeq names its product phosphatidylinositol 4-kinase, catalytic, beta (gene pi4kb). Lineage: Eukaryota; Metazoa; Chordata; Actinopteri; Perciformes; Cyclopteridae. Gene Ontology annotation, cellular component: membrane; cytoplasm. Gene Ontology annotation, biological process: phosphatidylinositol-mediated signaling; phosphatidylinositol phosphate biosynthetic process. Gene Ontology annotation, molecular function: 1-phosphatidylinositol 4-kinase activity. The record is from RefSeq and is a predicted model, not a curated record.
GAAGCGGCGCCUCCUGCCGGAAGCUUGCUGUUGUUGACAUGACGCUCAGAGAGCUUCAAUGGAGACAAACUGGAGAUAAAUCUUCUUCUCAAACGACCACGAAGCGGCCAGCAGUGGAGGAGGGCGGAGCUUCCCAGCGGUCAUGAUGGAGGACACGGAGUCCGAGCUUUCCCCCGCCCCCUCUGAUCAGGACAGCCCCUCCUCCUCCCCCUCCCUGUCCCUCCCCUCCACGCCCUCGUCCUCCUGCGGCCCCCCCCCGGCCGCCACCCCCCCUCUGGGCGUGAUCAGCGAGGGCGUGGCGGAGCUCGGCCCGGUGAUCGAUGCCGAGGUGGCCCAGCAGGCGUGUCGGGAGGUGCUGCAGCAGGUGAAGCUGACUCAGGCGGACGGCGCUGAGCCGCAGAGCAGGGGGGCGGAGCCAGGGGCGGAGCCGGCGGGGGCAGACGACCCCGAGGGCCCGGCCCCCGGCUCCGUGAAGAGCGCCCGGCGGCGCCAGAGACACAACCCCUCCAAGCAGUCGUGGCUGCUCCGCCUCUUCGAGUCCAAGCUGUUCGACGUGUCCAUGGCCAUCUCCUACCUGCACAGCUCCAAGGAGCCCGGCGUGCAGGCCUACAUCGGGAACCGGCUCUUCAGCUUCGGCCACGACGAGGUGGACUUCUACCUGCCGCAGCUGCUCAACAUGUACAUCCACAUGGACGAGGACGUGGGGGACGCCAUCAAGCCCUACGUGGUGCACCGCUGCCGUCAGAGCAUCUCCUUCAGCCUGCGCUGCGCCUGGCUGCUGGGCGCCUACUCCUCCGACAUGCACAUCUCCACGCAGCGCCACUCUCGAGGGACCAAGCUGAGGAAGCUCAUCCUGUCCGACGAGCUCAAACCCGCGGGGUCCCGGGCCCGCAGGGACCACCUGACCCUGACGCCGUUCUGCCCCCUGGGGGGCCCCGGGCCCCCGGGGGGGGAGCACGGCCUGUCGCCCUCCAAGCGCACGCACCAGCGCUCCAAGUCGGACGCCACCGUCAGCAUCAGCCUGAGCAGCAACCUGAAGAGGACGGCCAGCAACCCCAAAGUGGAGAGCAGCCAGGACGAGGACAGCAGCACCAGCUCAGACAGUCUGGAGUUUAAGACUCGUCCCCCCGUGCGCCUGGCCCCCCAGAGGGAGUUCAUCAAGUCUCUGAUGGGCAUCGGGAAGCGUUUGGCCACGCUGCCCACCAAGGAGCAGAAGACUCACCGGCUGAUCUCAGAGCUGUCGCUGCUGAACCACAAGCUGCCUGCGCGGGUGUGGCUGCCCACGGCGGCCUUCGACCACCACGUGGCGCGCGUGCCGCACACGCAGGCCGUGGUGCUGAACUCCAAAGACAAGGCGCCGUACCUCAUCUACGUGGAGGUCCUGGAGUGCGAGAACUUCGAGACGUCGAGCGUUCCCAUCCGGAUCCCGGAGAACCGGAUCAGGAGCACUCGUUCGGUGGAGAACCUGCCGGACUGCGGCAUGACGGCGGACCAGAGGGCCGGCAGCUUCUCCACGGUCCCCAACUACGACAACGACGACGAGGCCUGGUCCGUGGACGACAUCGGGGAGCUGCAGGUGGAGCUCCCGGAGAUCCACACCAACAGCUGUGAUAACAUCAGCCAGUUCUCCGUGGACAGCAUCACCAGCCUGGAGAGCAAAGAGCCGGUGUUCAUCGCUGCUGGAGACAUCAGGCGCCGCCUGUCGGAGCAGCUGGCUCAGGCCCCCACCACGUUCAAACGAGACCCCGAGGACCCGUCGGCGGUGGCCCUGAAGGAGCCCUGGGAGGAGAAGGUCCGGCGCAUCAGAGAAGGUUCUCCUUACGGUCACCUCCCUCACUGGAGGCUUCUGUCUGUUAUUGUUAAAUGUGGAGACGACCUCAGGCAGGAGCUGCUGGCCUUCCAGGUGCUGCAGCAGCUGAAGUCCAUCUGGGAGCAGGAGCGGGUCCCCCUGUGGGUCAAGCCCUACAAGAUCCUGGUGCUGUCGUCGGACAGCGGCAUGAUCGAGCCCGUGAUGAACGCCGUAUCCCUCCACCAGGUGAAGAAGCAGAGCCAGCUGUCGCUGCUGGACUACUUUCUGCAAGAACACGGCGCUCCGACCACCGAGGCCUUCCUGUCCGCUCAGAGGAACUUCGUCCAGAGCUGCGCCGGGUACAGCCUCAUCUGUUACCUGCUGCAGGUGAAGGACAGGCACAACGGGAACAUCCUAUUGGACGCUGAAGGUCACAUCAUCCACAUCGACUUCGGCUUCAUCCUCUCCAGCUCUCCCAAAAACCUCGGCUUCGAAACGUCCGCCUUCAAACUCACCACCGACUUCGUGGAUGUGAUGGGCGGUCCAGAUGGAGACAUGUUUAACUACUACAGGAUGUUGAUGCUUCAGGGUCUCAUAGGAGCCAGGAAGCACAUGGAGAAGGUUCUGCAGAUAGUGGAGAUCAUGCAGCAAGGAACCCAGCUGCCCUGCUUCCACGGCUCCAGCACCAUGAGGGGCCUGAAGGAACGGUUCCACAUGAGCCUGACGGAGGAGCAGCUCCAGAUGCUGGUGGAGCAGCUGGUGGACGGGUCCAUGAGGUCCCUCACCACCAAGCUGUACGACGGGUUCCAGUACCUCACCAACGGCAUCAUGUGACCUGUGUGUGUGUGUGUGUGUGUGUGUGAGCAGCGUGAACAAAUGAAGAGACUGAUGGUCCUCCUGUUUUAUAUCUGGACUGCAGAGACGAUGAGCCUUCCUCUGUCGGUCUUCCUCUUUUAUUGUCUUCUAUUCCUCCUUUUAUUCCAGUUUGUUUGUUUGGUUUUUUUUAUUCCAGUUUUUUUCUCUUUUUCUUUUAUUCCAGUCUGUUUCUUCUUCCUUUUUCAUAUUUGGGCAGAUGUCCCUGAUUGGCUGCUCAGCCGGACUCUUAGCCAAUCAGAGAGCAGCCCAGUUUUUAGUUUGAACUGUGAAGUCUUGUUUUAGACUGUAAACCACUGAUCCCAGACCAGCGUCCUCUGACCAUUAAAACAACCCAACUCUGUU